AUGGAUUCCCUUGUCAAAGCAAAGAUUUCUGUCCCAGAAGAUGAAAUAUCUGAGGAGAACCAGCGCGAGCUUCUUGGUAGCCUGUGCAAUGUGACAAGUUUAGAGUUGAUUGGUUUUGAAGCAGAGGUGAUGCUGAAUGAGAAUCCUGAUGAAUUUCCAAUAUUUCAUAAUCUGCGAACCUUGAGCCUUCAUAGCUGUUUUCUUAAUGGAUAUGAACUGACUGACAAAUUGGAGGCUUUAGGGAGCUUUCUUAAGAAUGCACCUUGUUUGGAGAAGCUUAGUUUGCAGUACUGCAUGUGUGGAGUCUUGGAAGGAGCUUACCAGAUGCCAAUAUCAAACUUAACAAAAUUGAUAGGUUUCCUCCGUAGUCCAUUUCUCUUUGCAGUGUUCCAUGAGGCUUUCAAGUCUGUGAAACCUCUACCUCAAGCAUAUUGA
This is a messenger RNA of Miscanthus lutarioriparius, 435 nucleotides long. The record is from the annotation of a GenBank genome assembly. NCBI's taxonomy places the organism in Eukaryota, Viridiplantae, Streptophyta, Magnoliopsida, Poales, Poaceae.